Messenger RNA from Pelobates fuscus (common spadefoot toad), 5262 nucleotides. It is a transcript of the gene LMTK2, whose product is annotated as lemur tyrosine kinase 2. Gene Ontology annotation, molecular function: ATP binding; protein kinase activity. The record is from RefSeq and is a predicted model, not a curated record. The coding region runs from base 247 to 4482 and encodes 1411 amino acids. Lineage: Eukaryota; Metazoa; Chordata; Amphibia; Anura; Pelobatidae. Gene Ontology annotation, biological process: protein phosphorylation. The transcript is spliced from 14 exons.
GUGGUGAAGCUGGUUCGGGUGCUGGUCGCAGUGUUUGGCCCGGAGGCCGGUUCACUAUGAGCGCGCUGGGGGUUAUGGUGACGGACAGGCCCGGGAGGAUGUCGUGGCGGUGUCUGGGUGACAGCGGCGGGCGGUGUUGAAUCCCCGGACUGUGUUGGUGCUGCAGCCCCCCGUUAUAGCCAGUCUGUCAGCCGGUGUCCGCGCUGUGUAACCCCCCCAGAGACCCUCACACCGCCCGGCUCUGACAUGGCACGGCAGCCGGCACUGCGCCCCCUGGGCCUCGCUCUCUGCAUCAUACUGGCUCUGGGCAGAGGCCAAGCGGCUCCACUUCCUGAAACAGGUGCAGAGGAAGUAUCUGCUAAUGAAGUCCCAUUGUUUUCUAUGCUACUGUCUGUGUGCAGUUUCAUUGCAUUGGUUGUCCUCUUAGUAAGCUGUAUAUCCUGUUGCAAGGAGACGGAAAUAGACUUCAAGGAGUUUGAAGACCAUUUUGAUGAUGAAAUUGACUUUACACCACCUGCUGAAGACACCCCAUCGAAUCAGUCACCUGCUGAUGUUUUUACAUUAACUGUCCCAACAGUCUCUCUCACAGUCCCUACACAGCUACAGUCACCCAAAGAUGUGUCUAAGUCCCAAAUAUCUCGCCAUAGUCUGAGCUACAUUCAGGAAAUUGGUAGUGGCUGGUUUGGAAAGAUUCUUCUUGGAGAGAUAUACAGAGAAAACAGUGUUGCAAGAGUUAUUGUGAAGGAAUUAAAAGCUAGCUCCAAUACAAAAGAACAAGAACAAUUUAUAAAAAAUGGAGAGCCAUACAGCUUUCUUAAUCAUCCUAACAUUGUGCAGUGUCUUGGACAGUGCCUGGAAACCAUGCCAUAUCUCCUGGUUUUUGAAUUAUGCGACUACGGUGACCUGAAGUCUUAUUUAAGUAAUGAACGAGAGAGGCUGAAUGGAGAAGCUGAAAUUAUGUUGCUUCAACGUAUGGCUUGUGAAAUUGCAGCUGGACUUGCCAUCAUGCACAAGCACAAUUUUGUACACAGUGAUCUAGCCUUACGAAACUGCUUUGUUACAUCAGAUUUAACAGUAAAAAUAGGAGACUAUGGAAUAGGACUCAGUAGAUAUAAGGAUGAUUACAUUGAGACCUCUGAACAGAAGCGAAUUCCAAUUAGAUGGAUGGCUCCUGAACUGGUGACAUGCUACCAAGAUCGGAUCAUUGUAGCAGAUCAAACUCGACCUAGUAACAUAUGGUCUCUUGGUGUCACUCUUUGGGAACUUUUUCAUAACUGUACAACACCUUAUGAAGAGCUUUCGGACAAUGAAGUCUUAACUCAUGUCGUAAAAGAAAAAGAUGUUAAACUUCCAAAACCUCAGCUAGACCAACCAUAUGCGGACAGAUGGUUCGAAGUUUUGCAGUUCUGCUGGCUACCUCCUGACAAACGGCUUACUGCUGAAGAAGUCCACAGACUACUCACGUACCUCCGUAUGCAAAGCCAGAAGGAGACCGAAGUAGACUUUGAACAGCGUUGGAAUUAUCUUAAGCCAAACACGAAUAAUCGACAACCGUCAGCAAAUAAUCUGGCAUUUCCAAUCUUAGAACACUUCAGUGGCGAUGAACUAAGCCAUGAACUGGAUGAAGUGCUUACUGUAACUGAAACUAGCCAGGGACUCAGUUUUGAGUACGUGUGGGAGGCAGCCAAAGAAGAUCACUUUGAAGAGCACAGUCAAACGGACUCUGAUCACACGGUGAAUUAUAAUAGUAUAUUUUUCCCUGUGCCUGUAGAUGUUUUGCAUAAGCCUGUUUCUGACCUUGGUCAAGGAAAACGGGAACACGUCAGCAGAGAUGAUACCCUGGCUGUCCCAGAGGUAGUGCCAGUAUUUGAUGCCCACAAUGUUUCUGUAGCAAAUGAUUAUUACAUUCAGUUAGAGGAGCAAGGUGAAAGCAAUUUGGACUUUGAUAACCAUGCUCCUGUUUCUAGAGAACUUAAAGGGGAAAAUUUGCAAUUCAUUGCUCUCAAUGAUCUUCAUGCCGGUAGGAUAAAGAUGAAUCUCUCACCAAAAAGAGUGGAACAGUCCAGUAUUCCAGAAUAUCUGCAUGUAUCUAGUCGUACAAAUGUUCCAUUCAAUAAUGUAGUCCAGGACUUGGAGAUGACAGAAACUCUUCCAAGUAAAAAAUUAGAUUGUGAUAUGUCCGGACAUAAUGGCAUCUUUUCAGAUUCUGAGUCUUCUCAGCGAUAUUUAAAUGUUCGUCCUAUUGUGGAUGGAAAGCAGAGUUUAGAGACUGAAAACUUUCCAUUAGGGGAUAUUACAGACUUGAAUCUAGAAUUACAGAAUUUUGAGGAACUUUCAGAAAAUUUUCUCUUCCUUAAAGAGAAGAAUUUAUUGUCAAAUAAUAUAUCCGACAACGAUCCUUUGUCUCAACAGUCAGCUGGCUUGGAGAGAAACAGUUCAGGCAAUACAUUUAACAAAUUGCACAGAAAUAGUUUGGACUUUGAGCUAAAAUUGGCUGAACUGAACACCUCUUUACUUGAGAAAUCAAGUCCUAUUUCCUUGGAUAAUAGAUUAACCAAGGCAAAUCUCACAUCACCUGAGCGGACGCCGACUUCAUCAGUCCCGGAAAGCCCAGAUCUUAAUUCUGAAAAGAUUUUUAGUUUUUUCAGGGCUUUAGACUCUGAUUCAAGACCCAAUUCAAGUACUGAAAGUAUACAUGCAAAUCUUCAGUCUGUGAGCCAGAAAGAUGGUUUGAAAAACUUAUUUGAUUCUGGUAACCACAUUUUUGUGGAUGAAACUAUUGAUUUGUACGUAUCAUCUGACACAGAAAAUAUUCAGCAAAGUAAAGGUGGGCAAGGUUGCCUUGGCUCUAUAGAAAAUUGUACUAGUCUAAACAAUGACAAAACUGUAAAGAAUGUAAAUGAGGAAUUUGUUUCAAAUAAAACUGCUUCGUCUGAUUCAGCAAGUCAAGAUAGCCUUCUGGAUGACAGUAUAUCAAACUUUACCCAAUCGUUGGUGCCAUCCAUAGGAACUCCAGACUCUCUAGACUCAUUAGAUGUUCAAAAUGUUUUAGAAUCCUUAGAAACAGAGCAUACACAUAAUGUGCCAUCUGACAAACCUGCAGAUAGUGGGUAUGAAACUGAGAAUCUGGAAUCUCCAGAAUGGACCUCUCAUGCGAAUACUAUGGAAAAUUCUGAUGAGAGGAACAGUGUCUCAACAAUUGUAACUCCAACUAUUGUCAUCUCUGAGGUUACAGAAAAUGAUUUUGAAAUGGAUAACGAUCAAGAUGAUCUGACUCAGAGAUCUUCAAAUGGUGGACGAAGCACUUACCGGGACUCUGCUUACUUUUCAGAUGACAAUGAAUCUGAGAAAAAGCCUGAUAUAGCUACAGAUAUAUCGGUUUUGCCAGCCAAAAGUCCUGAAAUGGAUACAGCUUUUGUUGCUGAAGUGAGCAUGGUUCACAUCCACCCAAGUCAAUCAGUAGAAGAAGAGCAAUUGGAAAAUAGACAAUCAAGUCCUGGUAACAUUGAAGAGCUGGGCCAGCCAGUAGAGUGGGAUGGACUUGUGUCUGAGAAUUUAGAAAAGAAUGACCAAAAACCUUUUCUACCAAAUACAUCCCUUGUUAUUGACAGCACUUUGGAUGAUGGGGAAGAAGAUAUUGUCAAUCCAUUUGGACCUUCAGAAGUUGUUUGUUCAAUGGAUUCAAUUAAAGGUAACUCACUCUUCAGUCACAAUGAAGGCCAAAAGUUGAAAGAACCAGAUAUGGAGGGGAAAUAUCUUGGUAAACUGGACACAUCAGGGCUUAUUGAUUUGUCAGAGGAUGGAAUGGAUGCUGAUGAGGAAGAUGAAAACAGUGAUGAUUCAGAUGAUGAUAUUAGAGCUUUCAACCUGCACAGUUUUAGUUCAGAUAGUGAUGAUGAAAUAGACCAUCCAGUUCCUGUAGUUUACAUGGAAAAGGACGAUGGAAAGAACUUGAAGAGUUUGAUCAAAAGGAAUAAACCUACAUCAAAUAAACUUGCAAUCAAUGAGAAAAAGAGAAAAAAAGCAGUGUGUUUUUUUGACGACGUCACAGUUUAUGUGUUUGAUCAGGAAACUCCCACCAAGGAUCUUGGAUCUCAUGUAGUUGAUAAAAAUAGUCAAAUGUCAAGUAAUAACAGCCCUGUCUCACCAUCAAUGCCAGGCUUCCUUCACAGAUUUACAAACUCUGAAAGCUCCACUGAUGAAGAAGGAGGGGGGUUUGAAUGGGAAGAUGACUUUUCUUCACCUGAUCCUUCAUUUCUUAACAAACCAGCACAGAACCUAAUUGGUACCAAAAUUUCUGUUAAUCCUUCAAAAUACUUCUCACCUCCACCCCCUACUCGGGGCCCUGAUCAAAAUUGGACACACUCCUCUUAUUCGCGAUUCUCUAUUGCACCAGCAAAUAUUGCAAGUUUCUCUCUUACACAUCUAACUGAUUCUGAUAUAGAACAAGGAGGUAGCAGCGAGGAUGGAGAAAAAGACUAAGAACCUAUGUUUUCAAGCAGGUGCUGGGGACUACUUGCUUUGUGGAAACCUACAAAUACUUGACUUUUUUUUUUUUUUUAAUGAACUCUUUCGAAAAGAGAUCUUAGGACAUAAAGCAUGAAUACUGUGACAGAAGUGAACAUUUACAGGAAUCAAUGUUGUAAAUUUUCUUUAUUAGUACUAUAAGUGCAGUCAACUUCUUUCCAAAAUGUAUUUAUAUGUUCCUGCUUUAAACUACUUGAAGCAUCCUUCAGAUUUUAUUUUCUUUUGAAGGGGGCAAAAGGUUAUUUUUUUUUAUUUUUUUGAGACUGAAUUUAAAGCAUUAAUGCUGUAUCUUAGAAGUUGAGAUUUUUUUCAGUUUAUCCCCAGUCUCCUUCCCUCAAGUAGUCUCUAAUGUAGUUAAACUUUAGAUUUGCCAUUUAACCCCUCUGAGAACCAGAUGGGAUGAGCAAAGGUUUGCAAUGCCAGUGUUGCUUCACCCCACUGCCCUUUGAUGGGUUAAUAUGUCUGCUAAUGAAAUAAAGUGUGUUUUCAGUGAUGUUCCCUGUAAAAAAAAAAACACUAUAUAUCUUGCUCUAUUGCACUGUGUAAUGUUUCUUGCAUAUCUAUACCUGUACAGAGAUUUUUUUUUUUGUAUUUAAAUAAUGGACGAAGGGGUUAAACACUGCUGACAUGAUUUUUAACUGUACAAGGUUGUCCAUGCAUUGAAAGGGUGUUCAAAAGCUGCUCCUGGGACUUGCAAUCUCAGCUUCUCAUAUGCUGUACCAUUGUUUUUUUAAU